Molecule: messenger RNA, 1290 nt
Organism: Psylliodes chrysocephalus
Lineage: Eukaryota; Metazoa; Arthropoda; Insecta; Coleoptera; Chrysomelidae
Source: the annotation of a GenBank genome assembly
CAAGCAUUCUACCCCACUCCAGUUAUACGGACCCAGGUAGCCAUUUUGUUUGAAAUGCCUAUAUUUUUUGUUCUGUGUAUUUUUUAAGGUUAUAAAUAGUUCAAAAAAUAAAAUAUUUUUUUUUUAAAUAAACUAGAACACAUAAUUGACUUAAUAGGUAAAGUAAAUAUAAUGAUAAGAGCAGUUUUAAUAGAUCUUAGUGGAACUCUGCAUAUAGAAAAUCAGGCAAUACCAGGCUGUAUAGAUGCAUUAAAAAGACUUGUACAGAAAAAUUUAUACAUCAGAUAUGUAACAAACACAACAAAGGAAAGCAAAAGGGUAUUACAUGAAAGACUAGUAAAUCUGGGUUUCGAAAUAAAUAAAGAUGAUAUUGUGAGUUCUUUGGGUGCGGCCAGAAUUCUCAUUGAACAAAGGAAAUUGAACCCUAUGUUAAUGCUUUCUCCAGAAGCCUUAGAGGACUUUGAAUCUGUUGGUUCCCCAACUGAAACUCUAAAUGCUGUUCUCGUAGGUUUAGCUCCAACAGAAUUCCAUUAUGAUCGACUAAAUGAGGCAUUCAGACUUCUUCAAAAUGGAGCUCAGUUGAUAGCCAUACAUGCAGGUAAGUAUUAUAAACAGCCUGAUGGUCUAGCAUUGGGCCCUGGGUGUUUUGUAAAAGGAUUGGAAUACUCUGCCCAAUGCACUGCAGAACUAGUUGGUAAACCAAAUAAGUCAUUUUUUCUAUCUGCUCUCAAUAAUAUACCUCCGGGGGAAGCUGUUAUGAUAGGAGAUGAUGUUACUGAUGACGUUCAAGGUGCGAUGAAUGCAGGCCUACGAGGAUACUUAGUUCAAACAGGAAAAUACAAACCUCAGGAUGAGAAUAAAAUAAAUCCCCCACCGACAGCAGUGUUUCCAAGUUUCGUGGAAGCUGUAGAUAAAAUUCUAUCACAGCUCUAAAUAUAUUUAAUAAUUAAUUGUACAUAUGCCGCGUUUGAAUAUCCACAUCUACUACAUCUACAUCUGCGUUUGUUUAUCCGAGAUGUAGCUAUCCAGAUUGCAUUUUUUAUAUCUCGAUUUGAAAUGAGAUGUUCGUUCCAUGCCAAAAAGUAGGUGUUCUGUGAAGCCAAGUUUUUUGAUUUAUCCUUUGUUUAUGCUUGUGUGAAUAUAAAAGUGAUUAGUUUGUUUAAUGUUUGUUUAGAUUUCAAAUUUAGGUUGCUUCCUAGUCUCAAAAGGCAAAUUUAAAAAGUAUAAACUUCUAACUUGUCAUUGUAAUUUUAUCACGUGACCAAUAAAGUCUAGAGUGUUCGUUUAUUA